AUGAAGUUUGGUAAAGAAUUUAUAUCUCAAAUGGUGCCAGAAUGGCAAGAGGCCUACAUGGAUUACAAUUUUCUGAAAACCCUUUUGAAAGAAAUCCAAGUUUUUAAGCGAAGAAGUAAUCCAAAAAUCAAGCAAGAUGGCAGCAGGAGAAAAAAUCUUACCUUGUACAGAGCAUUCAGUGGACUAAUAACGCCCAGAAGCAAUCCUCCCCAAACUCCAUCAGACAUUGAAAAUCAAGUUAUUCUUGUGAAUACAGUGAGACAAAAUGGAGAAGAAGGCUUGGAAACUAUGUUUCUCAAUGCAGCAGAUGAAGGAGGAAAAUAUGAACUUGUUUACUUUGAAAAACUUGAUGGUGAGUUUAAUAAAGUUGUGAAAUUUUACAAAUCUAAAGUGGAGGAAGUAAUGAAGGAGGCUGCCGUUUUGAAUAAGCAAAUGGAAGCUCUAAUUGCUUUUCGGAUUAAAGUGGAGAAUCCAAAAGGGUGGGUGAACAGCUUGGAGGAGAUAACACGCCUUUCUUUGGAUAUUGAAGCUUCUAGAGCAGCCAUAUCAGCAUCUACUCCAUCUGCAGCUAGAGCCAGCAGAAGAAUUCCAAUGGAUGUGAUAGAUGAAGAAAGUUCAAAUAAUCAGGGACAAUCAGACGGAUCAAGUGAUGAUAAAGAUGCCAUUGAGAUGAAACCAGUAUAUUUGAAUGAUCAAAGGCUUAAUCAAAAUACAAUCAGGACCAUAAGACCAGCACCUUUAGAGAUACUUAACCAUGUUAAAUUUAACACUACUCAAGAAACUCCUCGUUCGACCAUUAUAGGGUUUCUCAAUCUUUCAAAUCAAACCGACUUAAAGUUCACCAAGGAUAAUUUGAAGAAAGCAGAAAAACAACUAAAGAAGGCUUUCAUUGAAUUCUACCACAAGCUUAGGCUACUAAAAAGCUACAGCUUUCUUAACAUUUUGGCAUGCUCGAAAAUCAUGAAGAAAUAUGAUAAGAUCGCUUCAAGAACAGCAUCAAAAUCUUAUAUGGCAAUGGUUGAUAAUUCCUAUCUAAGCAGCUCGGAAGAAGUCAGCAAAUUGAUGGAAAGGGUAGAAGCCACAUUCAUCAAGCACUUCUCCAACUCGAAUCGCAGGAAAGGGAUGGGAAUCUUAAGGCCAAAGGCCAAAAAGGAAAGACAUAGAGUUACAUUCUCAACGGGGUUUCUUGUUGGGUGUACAUUUGCUCUCACAGUGGCCCUUGCCUUAAUCAUACGAGCACGCAAUAUCCUAGAUAAAGAAGGCAGAGUUCUAUACAUGGAAACUAUGUUUCCCCUUUACAGUUUGUUCGGAUUCAUUGUUCUGCACACGCUAAUGUAUGCUGCAAAUAUAUACUUCUGGAAGCGAUAUCGAGUGUACUCCUCAGUUUUUGUCUAA
Fraxinus pennsylvanica is the source of this 1395-nucleotide messenger RNA. The record is from the annotation of a GenBank genome assembly. Lineage: Eukaryota; Viridiplantae; Streptophyta; Magnoliopsida; Lamiales; Oleaceae.